AUGAGAGGUAAGGGUGUCUCAUUCUCUCCGUCUGUGAAUAAUAAUUUCUUGGAAAGAACAGAUGAAGCUCAAACUGAGCUUGAAGUAACAUACAACAAAGUUUGUCAAGUGAUCACAGCCAAGCAAGUAAAUAGCUUGCCUCUAAAAGAGAAGCUAACUGCAAGUAAGCUGAGCAUCAAGUAUGCAAUGCUUCACAAGAUAGGAGCAGCUAAUUGGGUGCCAACAAAUCACAAGUCCACUAUUUCAACUGUACUUGGGAGAUUUAUAUAUGUUGUAGGGACAAAGGCAAAAUUUGAUUAUGGAACAUAUAACUUUGACCAAACCAUGAAGCAUGAUGGAAGCUUCAGUAUUAAGGGUCCAAUUGCGUUUCCAUCCCUCCUGUGUGGUAUAAUUUUGGAUCAGUAUCCAUACAUUCUCAAUGAACAGGAUGUAGUGUGCAAGAGAGAAAGUCCCUUGGCCUUCCAUUAUAAACUGUUUCAGGGUAAACAUGUUCCAGACGUUGUCAUAACAUCAGCUGAAACUUUCAAAUUUGGAACAUCAACCAGCAAAGCAGAAGUCAUAGCAAUGCUAAAAGAGACUUGCAAAGAGCUGGAAUCUAGAAAGACGUCUCUUGAAAAAAUGAUACGUACUCUGGAAAUGGAUGAGAAUGAGGAAUUUGCAGAUACUAAAGAAGUGGAAGAAGAAAAUGCUAGUCCUGCUGAUGGCUCUGAGAAAGAAAGUUCUUCAGACACCUCAAGUGGGUCUGAAUCUGGGCAGUAA
Messenger RNA from Vicia villosa (hairy vetch), 759 nucleotides. RefSeq lists its product as uncharacterized. Lineage: Eukaryota; Viridiplantae; Streptophyta; Magnoliopsida; Fabales; Fabaceae. The record is from RefSeq and is a predicted model, not a curated record. Bases 1 to 759 code for a protein of 252 amino acids. The transcript has a single exon.